AUGGAGCCGACCGCUCUCCAUGUGUGGUUCGAUUACGAAGAUGUCCGGUGUGGGGCUCGAACCCGCAAUCCACACCGUGAGGACCAGAAGCUUAAUCCACUACCCCACGCCACCGGGGUCGCCUCGGUAGCUCAGUUGGGAGAGCGUCAGACUGAAGAUCUGAAGGUCCCUGGUUCGAUCCCGGGUCGCGGCACUUUUGCACGCGUUUCUGGCCGCCUCGUUGCUUUCUUUGCCUUGUUUUCCACGUUUUUCCACGUUUUCCCACAUCUAUCGUGCUUACAUAGCAGUAUAUCACACCAAGAUCGCGCCGGUGUGGACUUGUCACUAGCGGCGCGUACCUAG
Molecule: messenger RNA, 342 nt
Organism: Peronospora farinosa
Lineage: Eukaryota; Oomycota; Peronosporomycetes; Peronosporales; Peronosporaceae
Source: the annotation of a GenBank genome assembly